Anopheles stephensi (Asian malaria mosquito) is the source of this 1022-nucleotide messenger RNA. RefSeq names its product grpE protein homolog, mitochondrial (gene Roe1). The record is from RefSeq and is a predicted model, not a curated record. Gene Ontology annotation, biological process: protein folding; protein import into mitochondrial matrix. The transcript has 4 exons. Lineage: Eukaryota; Metazoa; Arthropoda; Insecta; Diptera; Culicidae. Gene Ontology annotation, cellular component: PAM complex, Tim23 associated import motor. Gene Ontology annotation, molecular function: protein-folding chaperone binding; protein homodimerization activity; adenyl-nucleotide exchange factor activity. Bases 135 to 863 code for a protein of 242 amino acids.
AGCAGCAAUUGACAGUGAACAAUUGUACCGAUAAAUAAAAGAACCUGCAGCGAGAUUUGCACAUUGUUGUGUUAUUUUCGUGCGUGAAACUAUCGAAUUUUUGGCGCGUCUCACUAUUCAAACCCACUAGAAACAUGCAUCGUUCAAAAAGUGCACUGAGUUUGCUUCAGCAACUGACCAGAUUAAGGGCCACGGCGAGCGGAACCACACUGGCAAGCCGUACGAUGCAAACGAUGAAUGUAACACACGCUUCGGACACUCGAUUACUUUGGUCCGUAAACCGUACGACACACGGCCUACAGCUGCGAUCCUUUACCACAGAGAAAGACACAGCACGUGUUGAGGAACCGACCGAGAACGAGAAGAAGCUAACGCUGGAACUGGAAGAGACACGGAAAGAGGCGGCCGAUCUCGCGGAGAAAGUUAAAUCGUUGGAUGACAAAUACAAGCGCGCCUUGGCGGAGAGUGAAAACAUUCGACGACGGUUAACGAAACAGAUUGACGACGCCAAACUGUUCGGAAUCCAGGGUUUCUGUAAAGAUCUGCUGGAGGUAGCGGAUAUUUUGGGCCACGCGACGGAAGCUGUCCCGAAGGAUGAGAUUUCAGAUAAGAAUCCUCACUUGAAAAAUCUGUUCGAGGGACUCUCCAUGACGCGUCAGCAGCUCAACAGUGUAUUUAAGCGACACGGGCUGGAACCGGUCAAUCCGAUGAAUGAAAAGUUUAAUCCCAAUCUGCACGAAGCGCUGUUCCAGCAGGAGGUGGCCAAUGUGGAACCGAACACGGUCGUGGUGGUGAGCAAAAUCGGAUACAAGCUGCAUGACCGCUGCAUACGUCCAGCGCUCGUAGGUGUGACGAAGGGUUAGGAGAGGGGUGGACAAAUCCUGGGGACACAUGAACAAAAAAAAAAAGAAUAUUGAAGGACAGACAGAGAUGGUUAUAGAUUUAUAAUGUCCUUCGCACACAUCGGAAGGACACGCGAAUAAUUCCACAAAUAAACAAAGCUAGCGUGUGUUUCGACCAAA